Molecule: messenger RNA, 945 nt
Organism: Cryptococcus wingfieldii CBS 7118
Lineage: Eukaryota; Fungi; Basidiomycota; Tremellomycetes; Tremellales; Cryptococcaceae
Product: pyrroline-5-carboxylate reductase
Exons: 5
Coding region: 1-945 (314 amino acids)
Biological process (GO): L-proline biosynthetic process
Molecular function (GO): pyrroline-5-carboxylate reductase activity
Source: RefSeq, a predicted model, not a curated record
AUGGGCUAUACUCUUGCUGUCGUCGGAUGCGGUACCAUGGGCGUCGCCAUCCUCUCCGGCGUCUUCUCUUCCCUCGAAGAACGCCAGUCCCUCCCCCCCAAGCUUACCUCUUCCUCCGACGAGCCCCCUUCCGGCAUCUCCACUCCAACCGCCUCCCAAUUCUUUGACGCUCCCGAAGCCUCUCUCCCCAGCCGCUUCAUCGCCACAACAGGGCGGGAAGAGACUGCCCGCAAACUCCGCAAGACCUUGGCCGACAUCGGCAAGCUCGGCCAAGGCGUCGACAUACACGCUGGGGAUGGGAAUGUCAAGGCGGUGCAAGAAGCUGAUGUGGUGUUGGUGUGCUCAAAGCCAAAUAUCGCAAAGUCGAUCUUGGAGCAAGAGGGUAUGGGCAAGGCGUUGGAGGGCAAGCUGGUGAUCUCCAUCUGCGCGGGUUUGAAAAUCUCGCAGUUGAAGAGCUGGGUGCCCCAAAGCACCACUAUUGUGCGUGCCAUGCCCAACACUCCCUGUAAAAUCGGAGAAGGUAUGACCGUCGUUACUCCCGUUUCCGACGCCUUCUCCCGUACCCUCAUCCUCAACAUCUUCACUUCGUGUGGCCGAUGUCGAUUCUUGGACGAAAAGCACUUUGACGCUGCGACCGCGCUUGCUGGGUCGGGUCCUGGAUUCGUAGCGCUGGUCUUGGAGGCGAUGACGGAUGGAGGAGUGAUGAUGGGUUUACCAAGAUCUGAGGCUAUCGAGCUGGCCGCCCAAACUAUGCAAGGAACCGGGCGUAUGGUCCUCUUCAGUGGCCAGCACCCUGCUCAGCUGAAAGACAGCGUCACCACUCCCGGUGGCUGUACCAUGGCUGGCUUGUUGACGAUGGAGGACGGCCGAGUGAGAUCAACGAUGGCCCGUGCUAUCCAGGUGGCUACAAAUCAUGCUGCCGGCUUGGGACAAGAUAAGAAGUAA